Messenger RNA from Frankliniella occidentalis (western flower thrips), 1993 nucleotides. RefSeq names its product juvenile hormone esterase-like. The record is from RefSeq and is a predicted model, not a curated record. NCBI's taxonomy places the organism in Eukaryota, Metazoa, Arthropoda, Insecta, Thysanoptera, Thripidae. The coding region runs from base 192 to 1901 and encodes 569 amino acids. The transcript has 12 exons.
UGAAACGGAAACGUGCCCCACAGGGCCUUGACUGCACAGCAUGUGGCCCGUAUCGCGAGGAUCCUUCACCACUGUCUAAAUUACAGACAGGACUGUAAGCUCAUUGCUUGCAGGUGCUUCAAAGACAGCAGUGCAACUACUUUACAUUUAGUCAUUGGCAACAUUAAGAAUUUUCGGAUACAACAGCGACGAUGAAGUUCCUUCUGCUAUCUGGGUUCUUAUAUUGUGUAUGUUACGCCCUUGACCCAGUUAUAAAAGUGGACCAAGGUAAUCUGCUUGGAAAAUUAGAGCCCGGAGCCGCAAGCUCCGCUUCUUUCUACGCGUUCCGCGGGAUUCCUUUUGCUGAAUCACCUACAGGCAAUCUAAGAUUUAAGGCCCCACGACCUCCGAAAUCCUGGACGGGGCUGAGAAACGCAACGACAGAGGGUAGCGUGUGUACUCAGGCGACGUUUACUGGGCAGCUGAUUGGAUCAGAAGAUUGUCUUUUCCUCAAUGUAUACACACCCAAGCUCAAUUGUACGAGUCUUUUACCAGUUUUGUUCUUCCUUCAUUCGAGUGCGUUCAUUUUCGGAGAUGGUGGAUCAUCCUGGUAUGGCCCUGACUUUCUAAACUACAAUGGCGUCCUCCUUGUAACAGCCAACUACCGCCUCGGGCCACUAGGUUUUUUAAAUCUAGAAACAGCAGGAGCGCCGGGAAACGCCGGGCUCAAGGAUACUCUGGCGGCUUUGGAAUGGACGAAGAGAAACAUAAAAUCGUUCUGCGGUGAUCCCGCGAAAGUAACAGUGGGUGGACAUUCCGCAGGAGCAAUGAUGGCUAAUGUACACACACUUUUAGCCCGGAGUCAAGGUCUCUUUUCCCGUGCCCUUCUCAUGAGUGGAAACGCUCUUACGACCGUGGCGUACACGGACUCGCAUUUGGAGGCUGCGCGAGAGCUCGCGGCGAUGCUUGGUGCCAAAGACAACGCAACAUCAACUGUGGAAGACACACUUCGGAAGGCAACAGGCGAGCAGAUUAACGCAGCUCACCUGGCAAUGCUCAUGAACGAGCCUCAUCCAAACAUGAUGUUUAAGUUCGCCAUGACUUCUGAAUCACCAUCGGCCUCCCAAGCUGAUCUUCCGGGUUCCAUACUGUUGACUACGGAUCCCGAAACCCUGCUGAGAGCGCCGGAAGUGAAAACUGUCGUCCCAAUUCUAACCGGGACAACAGCUCAAGAAAGUGCCAGCCUGUACGCAGUUGGUGUCAUCAGCAAGGCAUUUAAUGGCGAUGAAGCUGCUUUUCUAGGGAGGCUGAACAGAAGAUUCAAUGAGAUCCUCUCUAGGUUGGCUUUGAGAGUUUCUACGCAUGUAGCAGCCGCUAAAGGUAUUCAGAGUGGUCCAGGCUCUGCUUCCCAGCAGCAGGAGAUUCUCAAAAUGGUGAAGGAAAAGUACUUCGAUGGAAAAGACACAUUUUCACGACAGCAAUAUAUCAACGUAAUAAGUGAUAUGGAGUUCGUUGGCCCAGUCCUAAACUUCCUCCGUCUUUGCCGUGGUGACGUGUUUCUUUACGAGACAGAUGUGGACUCGAAGUAUAAUUUUCUAUCAAGGAAUCUUCUGAAUAUAACGUAUGCUACAACCACGUGCCACGCGGAUGAUCUGGGGUACGUCUUUCAUCCUGGUGUUGUCGACAUACAUCAGGACUACAAAGGAAGUGGAUUAGGACCAUCUGUUCUGCGAUACACCACGACUUUGUUCACCAACUUCAUCAAGGGGCACACAACCGGAUCACGAGCCGUUUGCGGAGAGUCGUCAACAACGCCAUACGUUCAUAUCAAUGGAAGUACGCCAAUGAUUGCAACAGCGUAUGGUGGCCAAGCAGCACUCUGGAAACAGGUGUUUGACAUCCGUCGAACUAAAUCAUCAUGAAAAAUUACAUCUAUGUGCGCUCAGCAGCUUGAAGAAAUUGAAAUAAUUCCGUUCUUGUCAAUUGGAAACUAAAUAAAGAAGCAAAACUGGAA